AUGUGUGUGUAUCAAAUGUACAGAAAAAAGGAAUCUAUUGAAGAAUUGUUAUCGACCUCAGAGAUUACAAGUGAUAGCGGUGAGUUAAAAGCAAGAAUCUCUGUUAUUCUGGCGUUGUGUGGUUGGGAUUAUUAUAAUAACAACAAAACAACAGUCGAAGAUAGAAAGAAAGUAGUUUUUGAGAGUUUAUUAAGUAGAUCGAUAUCAUCUUGGAGUGGCAGUAGUAGUUUCAUUAGUUUUAAAAAUAUAAUUAAUCCACAGUCAACCACAAACACAAACACAACACCAUUAUUAUCGACAUCAACAUCAACAUCGAAUAUACAACCAGUUUCAUCGUCAUCAACCAUUGUUGAUGCACAAUCUAGUAAUAAUAACAAUAGUAAUCAAAAUGAACAUAGGUGGUUCUGUCCAUGGGUUAACGAUUCCAAAGAUGAAAUCAAUGACAAUAUUAAUGAUAACAAUAGUAGUAGUGGUGUUGGUAGUGGUAACACAAACAAUUCUUCAUCUUCCACAUCCAACACACCAACAGCAACGACAUCAGCAACAUCAACCACAUCAAACAACUAUCAAACAUCGUCACAACACACAACAACAACUUCAAUUAAAUCAUCAGCAUCAGGCUGGGAGAAUCUCUUGAGUAUCGUUGUUCACAAUCAAUUCAUUCCAAAGAGCAGUUUUAGUGCUAAACUAAAUAGAAAAUUGAUUCUACCUACAACCACUACUAACAAAGUCAUCACAAACAACAAUAGUAAUCAUGUUAACUCGAAUACCUUAACAAUAUAA
This is a messenger RNA of Heterostelium album PN500, 783 nucleotides long. RefSeq lists its product as uncharacterized. The transcript is spliced from 5 exons. The record is from RefSeq and is a predicted model, not a curated record. The coding region runs from base 1 to 783 and encodes 260 amino acids. NCBI's taxonomy places the organism in Eukaryota, Evosea, Eumycetozoa, Acytosteliales, Acytosteliaceae.